This is a messenger RNA of Dictyostelium purpureum, 1257 nucleotides long. RefSeq lists its product as uncharacterized. Lineage: Eukaryota; Evosea; Eumycetozoa; Dictyosteliales; Dictyosteliaceae. The record is from RefSeq and is a predicted model, not a curated record. The coding region runs from base 1 to 1257 and encodes 418 amino acids. The transcript has a single exon.
AUGUUAAAGCAUUUAAGAAUUAAUAAAGAUUUAUCGUUAAUAACCAAUUUAUAUAUUUGUAAUAGUAGAUGUUUAAAUAACAAUAUUAAAUUUAGAUCGUUUUCAAAUAAAAAAAGCAAUAAAAAAGAUGAUAUAAUUUUAAAUGGAACAAUAGAAUAUGUAUCAAAAGAAGAUUCGUCAACACAAUCAAUUAAAAUGUUAUUAGAUGGAUUAAAUAAGAAACCAUCACCAACAUCACAGAAAAAGAAAUUAGCAAACAAAGACGAAAUUAUUGAAGAACAAGAAGAAAAUAAUGAAGACAAUGAAGAAGACUUUGAUGAUAAAAUAGAAAUAUACGAUGAAAACGAUAUGGAAAUAUUAGAUUAUUAUGGCGAAAAUGAAAUUAUAGAAAAAGAUAGAAGAUUAGAAAACUAUCAACAUGACGAAAACCGUAUGGAAGGAAUGGAAGAUUAUGUUUUUGACGAUGAACCAAAUGGAUCAAAUAAAAUAAUAAGCACAGCAGACAAUAAACAAGAAUACGAUAAUGAUAAUGAUAAUGAUAAUAAUAAUGAUAAUAAUGAUGAUAAUGAUAAUAAUGAUAAUAAUGAUAAUAAUGAUAAUAUUUAUAAUAGUAAAAGAAUUUUAACAAAAGCUGAAAAAAAAGAAGCAAAAAAGAAAUUUGAAGAAAAAAUUAGAAAACAAUAUGGCAGCAAAGCAGAAAAAAUUUUAUAUAAUAUUCAGAUGAAACAAAAAUAUGGAAAUUGGGACCCAAAAAGCAAAAUAUCAAGAAAAGAUAUGGACCAUUUAAGAUCACUUUUUAAAGAAAACCCAGAAUACUACACCAUACCUGUAUUGGCUGAAAAUUUUGGAAUCACUGAAGGUGCAGUUAGUAGAAUUUUAAAAUCAAAAUGGGAACCCAACAAAGAAAAAUUAGAAAAACUCCAAAAGAAAAAAAUUGAAGACAAUAAAGAAAAAUACUCACCAUACUCAAAAUCAAACAAAGAUAAAGAAUUAAACGAAAUUGGUUUAUCCUAUCAAUCUAAAUUUGGCUAUAAACCAAAAAAAGAAUCAAAUAAAAUCCCAAAAGUUAUACCACACUCAAAACUUGAAAAUAUUGAUAUCAAUAAUUGGUACAAUCAAGCCAAAAACUACAACGAAUUCAGAAUCAAAUCAUUCAAUCCCUCAAAUUUAAAAAACAAUUUGGAAAAAAAAGAAAUUGACAUAAAUUCAAAAAUUCAAAAAAUAAAACAAAUUGAAAAUCUUUUAAAGUCGAAAUAA